Molecule: messenger RNA, 1443 nt
Organism: Fusarium falciforme
Lineage: Eukaryota; Fungi; Ascomycota; Sordariomycetes; Hypocreales; Nectriaceae
Exons: 1
Coding region: 1-1443 (480 amino acids)
Source: RefSeq, a predicted model, not a curated record
AUGUUCUAUAUCCAACACCGGAUAGGUGCCCAGUCCAAUGUUCUACUUUCGGCACACUAUGCUCCAACAACUACCCCGAACGGUCGUCUCUCUAAGGAAUCUGUCUACUCUGCUCUCCGUUCCGUCAUUGAGGCAUAUCCAGAGCUUUCCCUAAUCGGAGUUCCAAAAGCAUCCGACAAUGGGAAGAAGCAUCUACUUCUUCUCGCGGCACUGCAUGAAAUUGACUUGGAGACCUGUGUCGAGUUCCUCGAUGAUCAGGAGCCGACUUCUGGACCAGAAAUCCUUGAAAGGCUUCACAAUGAGUGGCUUUGGACCGACGAGACUUUCAAUCCUCGAAACCCUUGGUGGAAGAUAGUUGUCCUUGGACGACAGGAGGUGGUAUUUGUGUUUCAUCACAUUGUUUGUGACGGUCGUUUCGGUCACUUCUUCCACCGCAAAUUCCUUGAGGCGAUCAACUCUUUUGAUCAAGACCAGAAAUCAGUUGACCGUGUCGUCAAGAUCGACCCUGAUCGAGUGAGAUUGAGUAAAGAGACGGAAAAAUUUUGGGUCAGCAGUCUAUCUGCCCUCCGCAUGGCUCACAUAUUUCUCAUGUUCCUGUUGAUUCGUCUCUUCUUUGGCAGCAGACUUUUCUUCAGCGACCUGCCAAAGGCAAAACCGUACGCCAAUUCCUUCCUGAUCGAGGCUGAUCCUCACCAACGGACAAAGACCCGCGUCGCUAGCGUUCGCAUCCCCGCUGCCAAGAUGCGGCAGAUCAUCGCGGCCUGUCGAGAGCAGAAAGCGAGCUUCACGCCACUCCUCCUCGUUAUGAUCUGUUGCACCCUUGCCAUCGACCACUAUCCCGAAGCCAAGAUUGGGAUCAGCAACUGCGCACUUGAUGUGCGAUCUCUCUAUCCAGAGAACACUGAUUCUUCUGGAAAGCUUCUUCAAUGUGCAGCCGGCGUCAGGAAGGUCACAUGGUUGAGCAAAUACCGCCGCGUAUUUGGCCCGAGACCGUUGAAGCCAGGCAAGACGCAUGUGGACGUGGAAGGGGCUUGGGAUCUCGUUCGAGAAUAUCGAGAAUCCUUACAAAAGCCAUUCCAGGGAGCUCAACCACAGCUUCUCACGGUAUUCAAAGCAUCUAACGGUGUAUCUGAUGACCUGGAGGGGCUACUGAAGUCGACUCUCCCGGCCGUGGGCCUUCACCUCAACAAUGCCUUCCAAAUCUCCAAUCUUGGGAGCUUUUCGACGAGCGGGGAAAAAGAAGGGCCAUGGAAGAUUGAUGGUAUGAACUUUUCGGCUUCUACGGUGAAUGGGACCAUUAGCUACAACAUCAGCAUCAACGUUGCCGGCGUGGAAGGGGGAGACACUGUUAUUAAUGCGUCGUAUGAGGAUGGAAUAAUUGCGGAGGACAUGGUUUAUGACAUUUUAGAAGGGGCGCUGGAGAGGAUGGAGGCUAUCAUGUAA